CAGCGGCCGCCGUCGUUAAUGUUUGUCGGCGCAGGUCUUUGGCUCGCCCUGUUUUUUCCUUGUCGUUCGUGUGAAGUUUUUUAAUUGAAUUUUCUUCAGUAAUAUUAAAUAAAUAUAUGCGUUCUAAAAUACAUUAAAUUAUUAACAAUAGUAAAAUAUAAAUCAUUCUUAGAAUUAGUAGAUCAAAAUUAAACGGAACAACUUAAGUAAAAAAUUAAAAACACGUUUCACGAACACAACUUGCAACUCAAAAUGGCGUAAUCGCUGUAACAAAUCGUUGGAACAAAAGAUUAAAUUUCACAAAAAAGUCAAUAACGAAUUUUCUGCAGAAAUAAUAAACUGACAGGAAAAAUUGUAAUAUCCACUCCAAAAGUUUUUAUACCUAUAAAAUAUAUUUAAAACUACGUCCGUAUGAGCCUCAAGAAAAUGGAAAAUAUAUAUUUAUGAGUGAUCGCUUUUUCUUUCAUUUAUCGACGGCUGGCAUCAUAAGGUUGGCUGUAAAAGUGUAUAUAAAAAUAAAAUACAGUGGGGCAAGCUUUAAUAUUGUAUCACUGAAAAUAUUGCCCUAUGUUCGUUAGUUAAUUGGUAUGCCUGCAGAUCGUUAAAUUCUACACCAAAACCGAAAAUAUUAAAAACAGCAGCUUGAAUGGUUUAAUUAGUCCUGUCUACAAUUGCUGUGACAAUGCUCAUGAACAUAUAGAAUAUAUUUUGGAAUGAAAAAUAGUGUGUGGAAGAAACAGCAGUAAUAUAUAUAAGAGAACGAACAAAAAUUAAUACAUCCAUGCGUUUAGCCAACCUGCCUACGAUUUAUUGACAAGUAGACAACCGAGUUUUGAAUAUAUUGUUCAAAAAGUUUAAAUUAAACAUCUACAAGCAACAAACAUGUGGUACAUAGAAAAACUUAAAUGAUUUACAUAUCUCGAUGUGUAUGUUCCUUUGACGAAGAGAAAUCAUAGUGAAAUAAAUCGAGUUGAAUAUAAUUUAUUCGGAUUUCCAAGAAAUCGUUCUGACUAUUUUCUCUUGCCAACCAUACUUUCAGUUGUGGUUUGAAUUAUAAGUCUCACACCAACGAAAUAGAUAAAACUAAAGAAAAUAAAUAAAGCAACUUACAAAGAAACGCAUAAACUGUGCAUAAACUGUGCCAAACAAAUUAAAGUUUAAUUUGAAGUCCUACCACUAAAAAAUAUUACCAUUAGAUUAUCAAUAUAAGAAAAUUUAUAAAACAAUAAUAGAACCACACGAUUCCAAAAAUUCACAAGGUUUACUUUUCCCAUAGAGAUCAGGGAAUUCGGAAUAUACAUUUAAGAAAAGAAUAAUUAAACAAUAUACCUCGCGUUAGCAAAAUUCCAAAUGAAAACAUUACUUUUAAGUUCGGACGAUAUUCAAAACUUUAGGAAACUUAUUUACGAUCCAAAAGUGGCGAAUUUGGGAACCUCCAGCACGGAGGACGCUAGUUUGAUGGCGUUACAGUACUAUCUCAAGCAUCCCGGAAAUUACACUAGCUCGGCUCCAUCGACAGCAGCAAUAACAACAUCACAGGUUCAAGUGCAGCGAUCUUCACAGCAACAACAGUCAACUUUUCCGACGACCGUCACCACAAACCACAGUGUUACCACUCCACAACAACAACCCAGUGUUGUCGUUACAAGUAGCAGCAACAGCAACGGUGUUAGUGCCCAAGCUCACGCUCACGGCCACCAUCAUUUACUAGCUCAAUCACAGACACAACUGAAACAAUUGCAGUUGAAACAGCCAACAAUACAUCAGCACCAUCAACAUGCUGCCAGCUUCCAUCAUCCAUACUAUCAACAGCAUACAUCGUCAACUCCCGCACAUACGACAACUCAUGCCACCCACGGCCACAGUUCCCACAGCACUGCCCACAGCCAUAGCUACAGCCACUCGGUGCCUGUGCACGCACUCAAUCAGAACUCAAACUUCUCAGCAGCAAGCAGUAGCACUGGAGGAGGGACAGCAUCUAGUCACGCUCCCACUCAACAGUCAAAUACAACAGGUUCCAGUCUAUCUCCACCUGGAACGACAGCCAGCGCCCGUACUACACCCGCCAGUGGAUCCAGCAGCUCAGGUGCAUCGACUAACAGUACUGGCGGGACCAAUGGUCGAGCAAGCGCUGUUAGCGGAGCAAAGAAACUGAAAACAGAACCUGUUUUGUCACAAUUUCACCAAACAGAACGCCUGUCAUUUGCCAAUGCCCAGGUGACUUGGACUGAGGAUCACUGGAGACGUGUUGUCUUCCAGGACGAAAGAAAAUUCAACUUGGAUGGUCCUGAUGGAUUUUCUUAUUAUUUUCACGAUUUGCGCAACUAUGAACGAACGCUGUCGCAAAGGCCCCGCGGCAACUCUGUGUACAUAUAUCUAGUGAUAACGGCUGGCGGCCCCAUUCAUUUAGAAGUUUCGACUGCAAAAUUAAAAACAGAAACGUGUGUUGAGACCAUUCUAAGGGAACGAGCUAAUAUUGUAGCUAAAUUAGGAGGUAAUGCCGAUUUUUUCCUACAAGAUCACAAUUGGACCACAAAUGCAUUGCCCUCUGUUCAGGAGUGGCUUAAUGCUGAGGGUAUUAAAACCCAAAAGUGGCCAACGGUAGCGCACGAUCUAAAUAUAAUGGAGGGUAUAUGGGGCUGGCUUAUACGAGAAGUAUUCGAUGGAGGUCGGAAAUUUUCGCGUAAAGACGAUUUGAUAUUUCGUAUACGCGAAGCGUGGUCUCGACUGCCAAUGGAAUUGAUAAGUAAUUUGUAUACAACGCUGCCAGAACGAAUGACACAACUUUACUGUACCCGCGGUGCUUACACAAACUGUUGACAGCCGCUGGUGGUUGAAAGGUUUAUCGACAUCAUUACUAACAUUAUCAUCAUCGUAAUCCUGUGCAGUAUGCUGGCUUUCUUAAGAAAAUAUAUUCUUGUAAAUAUCAAAUACACAACAAACAAAAAAAAUGAAAUUAAAAAAUCUAAUAAUAAACAAACACAUGAAUAAGGGCGGGCCAUAUGAAAAAUAUUUCAAUAUAAUAAAACUAACAAUUUCAUAAUUAAUCCAUAAGUAAUAGUUAAAAUAGCAAUAUAAGAAUGUUUCGCUAUUGAAUGAAGUGAUAAAUGAACAAAUUUACAGUUCGUUCGUGGCGAAAAGCGCGCUUCGAAUCGCUUGUGGGUGUUUUACACAUACACCCACAUACACACUCACUACAUAUUUUGAUCAUCUCAAACUCCUUUGCAUACAAACACAAAAUACUUACAUCAUACUAACUCUUAAACUUAAUCUUAAUCAUACUUUCCGAAUGAAUGAAUAAAUAGCUUUAAGAUGUGCAACAAAAUAUACAUUUCAAUUUUGUGGUACCAACAAUGGAUGAUUCAAUUAUGUAAUGAAAUAACUCAAAACCCUCAAUUGAUGUUGUAAAAACUGAAAUAAAUAAGUUUUCUCAAUACAUUUUGUUAAAAUUAAUUAGCAAUUUUACAUCCUUCUUAUUUAUAUUCCUUUCUCUUUAAUCGCUUCACUUUACUUUCCCUCUCUUCUCUUCUUCCCUCUUUUUAUACACCCUUCCUUCAUUUUUCUACCAAUUUCAAGUGAAUUAUAAAAUAUAUUAGUAUUUUAAUAGUUUAAUUUCUAGUUUAUUAUUUAAGUAGGAAACCAACCACCCUUUUCCAAAUACAUUUUGUAGCUUGUUUUUCCAAUUUUAUCAUUAUUAUUUUUUAUUAUUAUAUUUACUAUUAUUUAAAUUUUUGUAUAACUUAUUUUUUUUGUUUUCAAAUUGUUUUUGUUUUUGGUUGCAUUACAACAACAAUUACUACUACUACUACUAAACGAACAAAAUUAUUAAUCUAUAUAUAAAUAUAUGAAUAAAUUGAAGUAACUAAAGUAUUAAAAAACAAUUAUAACAGAAAAUUUAAAACAAAGAGAAUUUUUGUAGGUAUGAAAACAAUGAGCUAGAGAAAAUAAUAAAACUUUAAUAUUAAUUAUUAAAACACAAAAA
Messenger RNA from Lucilia sericata (common green bottle fly), 3982 nucleotides. RefSeq lists its product as uncharacterized. NCBI's taxonomy places the organism in Eukaryota, Metazoa, Arthropoda, Insecta, Diptera, Calliphoridae. The transcript is spliced from 2 exons. The record is from RefSeq and is a predicted model, not a curated record. The coding region runs from base 1351 to 2820 and encodes 489 amino acids. Gene Ontology annotation, molecular function: nucleic acid binding.